Molecule: messenger RNA, 489 nt
Organism: Emiliania huxleyi CCMP1516
Lineage: Eukaryota; Haptophyta; Isochrysidales; Noelaerhabdaceae
Exons: 1
Coding region: 1-489 (162 amino acids)
Source: RefSeq, a predicted model, not a curated record
AUGAGGGCCUUCCUCGUCCUCGCCGCUCUCGCGACCUCGUCCGCCCUCAAGGUUGCUGACCCGGCCACCAAGGUGGCCACCAAGGUGCCCGCCGCCAAGCUGCCGUCCUCGGCCGCCAGCGCUCUCGCGCUCCGCGGCGGCGGUGUGGUGAGCGGCAGCGUGUGGCUCAAGUCCUUUUCCGCCUUCAUGGGGAUGUAUGCAGUCGGCUUCGUGCUCGCGCCGGCCACGGUGAUCGAGCAGAAUUUCGACACGCCGUACGACAAGUACCACCUCUUCAUCUCGCGGCUCUCGGGCAUCGCGUUCCUCACGCUCAUCUACACGUUCAGCACGAUGGAGACGGCCGCGGCCGUGCCCAUCGCCCUCACGAUGGCUUGCCUCACGGCGGUAUUCGGGCCGAUCUACGCCGAGCUGAAGCUCGAGACGAAGCCAGCGCACAAGAUGGCCUUCCUCAUGGCGCCCCUGAUCGUCUCGGGCUUCCUGGCGCUCUAA